GUCAAGCACUAACAAUCCAAGCACAUGCUAUAGCCAAGAAAUUACAUGCCCAAGGUCGUCAACCCACUAUCCAAUGGGUCCCAGGACACGCAGGGGUAGAAGGAAAUGAGAGAGCUGAUUAGGCAGCAAAGCAGGCAGCCAACAAGCCCCCAGGAAGAGGCCCAAGAGAGAUCUCUUUGGCCUUUGCCUGUAGAGCCCGAACAGAAGCCAUUACAACACAAAGGCAAAGAUGGCUCACUAAGGAGCUUGGACAGCGAUCUCAACAAGGUCAACAAAUAUACAGGCCACAGAAGAACUGGCGGCUCGACCCAGCAGCUGCAAUGGCUCCCAAGCAUCUAGCAAGCCGCUAUUUUCAACUGAAGUCAGGACAUGCAGCUAUAGGAGCAUACCUACAUUGGAUCCGGGUCCAGGAGGAUGCAACCUGUGAAGGAUGCAGUAUAUCAAGGGAGACAACACACCAUCUUCUCUUUGAAUGUCGGGAAUGGCGACACCAACGAAACAGGCUCUACAAGGACCUAGAGACAGACAGAGUCAUGAGACCCACUACUGCAGAAGAAUAUCCACAAGGACGACUCCUAGGAGAGCCCGAAGCUACGAGGGCAUUGCUGCAAUUCCUAGCCAGCACCAGUGUAGCUCUACCCCGGGCGCACCUACAGCAGAUGGCGGAAAGGGCCCGAAGAGAUGACGAAUGGGGACUGGAAGCAUUGGAGGAAGCAGUUAGAACAGGAGAAGGGUAGCAGGAAGGGUAGCCUAAGCUGAGAGUCAGCCUAGGCCACACCCAUCCUGCUCCAAAAACACAAGGAGAGCACUGUGCUCGAAAGCCCUGUGCAUACAGGCGGUUUGGGGAGAGGAAAAGGAUCAGAGAAAUUAUAGAAGGGGGCGAGUGCCUCAGGAACUAAUAGGGACAAGAGACUGUAGAAUAGCAGCCAGCCUCAAGUCCAUGAAUCAUGGUCUGUCAUAGCUCUAGGGCUCGGUAUGGACAAUAAACUUGAUUAAAUAAUAAAAAUAAUACAGCGUG
This is a messenger RNA of Aspergillus ruber CBS 135680, 1018 nucleotides long. RefSeq lists its product as uncharacterized. The transcript has a single exon. Bases 321 to 737 code for a protein of 138 amino acids. NCBI's taxonomy places the organism in Eukaryota, Fungi, Ascomycota, Eurotiomycetes, Eurotiales, Aspergillaceae. The record is from RefSeq and is a predicted model, not a curated record.